Messenger RNA from Melanotaenia boesemani (Boeseman's rainbowfish), 540 nucleotides. RefSeq names its product ubiquitin carboxyl-terminal hydrolase 37-like. Gene Ontology annotation, biological process: protein deubiquitination; G1/S transition of mitotic cell cycle. Gene Ontology annotation, cellular component: cytosol; nucleus. The record is from RefSeq and is a predicted model, not a curated record. Lineage: Eukaryota; Metazoa; Chordata; Actinopteri; Atheriniformes; Melanotaeniidae. The transcript has 7 exons. Gene Ontology annotation, molecular function: cysteine-type endopeptidase activity; cysteine-type deubiquitinase activity. Bases 1 to 540 code for a protein of 179 amino acids.
AUGGACAGUUUGCAGAAUGACGCCCAUGAGUUCCUGAUCUCGAUCCUGACACACAUCGAGAGUCUGUCUCCUCUGCUUCAACGGACCGCAGCGGGUCUGGGCAGAAGCUAUACCUGUCCAGUGGAAGACAGCUUUGGAUUUAAAAUGGAGUACACCAGAACAUGCAAAAAGUGUGGAGUUCAAUCAGUCAGACAGGAACAAUUUACUAAUCUGUCUCUGGACCUGGUUCCUGGAGGGUGUAUUGAAGACAUGAUUGAAAAAUAUCUUCUGGAGGUGGAGCUGGAAUACAGCUGUGAGUGCGGAGGAAAGUCAUCAGGCCAGACUUUGACCUUUGCAUCCCUGCCAAAAACAUUCAUCAUACAUCUGAAGCGUUUUUGCUACACUCCAUCCUUCAACCUGCAGAAAAUCUAUGACCCUGUGCAGAUACAGAGGGACAUAGUUGUGUCAUCUAAAAUGGGUGGUGGCUGUUUCAGUCUGGUCAGCGCCAUCAGUCAUUCAGGCAGUACUGGAGAAGGACUCUUUGCCUACUGUACUGAAUAA